Messenger RNA from Triticum dicoccoides, 613 nucleotides. RefSeq lists its product as uncharacterized. The record is from RefSeq and is a predicted model, not a curated record. NCBI's taxonomy places the organism in Eukaryota, Viridiplantae, Streptophyta, Magnoliopsida, Poales, Poaceae. The transcript has a single exon. Bases 77 to 319 code for a protein of 80 amino acids.
UCAAGGAGAGCAGCAGAGCCGUUUUUAAUCAACCGUGAGCUAGCCCCCGUCUGCAUCAUUUCAUCAAGGUUGACCAAUGGCGUUUCUGGGAGAAUUAUUGCGUGUGACGAGGAGCAUCGGCAGCCGGAAGAUGAUGGAGGGGAAGAGCCACGACGGGUCGGGGUCGUGGCGGCAGGCACCGGCUCCUGUGAGGCAGCUGUUCUGGAGGGUGAGGCGCGCCAUGCUGCGGCCGAAGCGCCAAGCCGUGAGCUUCGGGUACGACCUCAAGAGCUACUCCCACAACUUCGAUGAUGGCAUCGUCCCCGCCCACCGCCUCUAGCUAGCGACACCUGCAGGGUCCUCUUCUUCUUCUUCUUCUUCUUCUUCUUCUUCUUCUUCUUCUUCUUCUCAAUUUUACUUGCUGCCUGACCGGACCAUGGCUCGUGGCUGAAGAGUUUGAAGCGUCCUCACCUUGUGAUUUGCUCCUCUAGUUCGGCUACGAGUGUAUAUUACUGUAGUGUUCAAUGUUCAUACACAAGUUGCUUACUGUUGAAAGUCUGAAACUAGGAUGAAAUGACAGUGUAUCUAUGUGCUUUUAUGUACAGUCUGCAAGCCGUGUCACUUGCCACAGUGG